Messenger RNA from Fragaria vesca subsp. vesca, 1872 nucleotides. RefSeq names its product laccase-1-like. Gene Ontology annotation, cellular component: apoplast. Gene Ontology annotation, molecular function: copper ion binding; hydroquinone:oxygen oxidoreductase activity. NCBI's taxonomy places the organism in Eukaryota, Viridiplantae, Streptophyta, Magnoliopsida, Rosales, Rosaceae. The record is from RefSeq and is a predicted model, not a curated record. Gene Ontology annotation, biological process: lignin catabolic process. The transcript is spliced from 5 exons. Bases 1 to 1746 code for a protein of 581 amino acids.
AUGAAGGCUUUCUGCCAGUUAGUACUAUUGGUAACUCUAUUGAUCAUAUCUGGGGUUCUACCAUCUUGUGUUUCGCAAACAACGCGGCGCUUUGAAUUUAAUGUUGAGUGGAAAAAUGUGACCCGUUUGUGUCACAAAAAGCCACUUCUAACUGUUAAUGGAGAGUAUCCAGGUCCAACGAUUGCUGUUCAUGAAGGUGAUAAUGUCGAAAUUAAGGUGACUAAUCGCAUUGCGCAGAACACUACCAUUCAUUGGCAUGGUAUAAGGCAAAUUAGAACAGGAUGGGCAGACGGUCCAGCUUACAUUACGCAAUGUCCAAUCAGAGAAGGGAAGACCUACACAUACAAGUUCACUGUAAUUGAUCAGAGAGGCACCCUUUGGUGGCAUGCUCAUCAUUCGUGGCAACGAGCUUCAGUUUAUGGAGCCUUUAUCAUCCACCCUCGCACGCCGUAUCCAUUUUCAGUUCCAAUUCAAGAUGAAUUCCCCAUCAUCUUUGGUGAAUGGUGGAAUGGAGAUAUAGAUUCAGUGGAAAGUGAAAUGAUGAAGUAUGGAGGCGGCCCUGCCAUUUCAAAUGCCUAUACCAUAAACGGUUUACCUGGACCAUUCUAUAAUUGCUCAAACAAAGAUACAUUGAUCAAAACUGUGGAACAUGGCAAAACAUACAUGCUUAGAAUCAUCAAUGCAGCACUGAAUGAUGAGCUUUUCUUUGCUGUUGCUAAUCACACAUUGACGGUUGUGGAGAUUGAUGCAGUGUACACAAAACCAUUCAAAACCAAAGCCAUCAUGAUAGCUCCUGGCCAAACCACCAAUGUUCUUCUCACUGCUAAUCAAGUGCCUGAUUCCUCAGGCAUGUUCUUAAUGGUUGCCUGGACUUACCUCACAUCUGUUUUUCCUUUCAAUAAUUCCACCACAGCGGGUUUCUUGCAGUACAAGAACCUGAUGAGUACUGAACACACGAGUCAGCACCCGAAUAAGGUCACUACUUUUGAUCCUGUCAUGUACAACUUUCCUCAGAUGGAAGACACCAAAUAUUACACUAAAUUUUCUGACAACCUGAGAAGCCUUCACUCCCCUCGGUAUCCAUGUAAUGUGCCGAAAACUAUCCACAAACGGAUAGUAGCAGUUAUAAGCCUUAACCUUCAAGAUUGUCCUGCUAACAAAACCUGCAAGGGCUACGCCAACAAGAGGUUCUUUGCUUCAAUGAACAACCAGUCAUUUGUUCGUCCCGCCUUGUCAAUAUUGGAAUCUCAUUACAAGAAGCUCAAAACAAGCCAAUACUCCACCGAUUUCCCAGAGAAGCCUCGAAAGCCAUUUGACUAUACCGGGGUGGAUCCACUCACAGAAAACAUGAACACAGAAUUUGGUACCAAGAUCAUGCAAGUCCCCUAUGGAACAAACUUGGAAAUUGUGCUGCAAGGCACAAGCUUCCUUAAUGUGGAGAACCACCCCAUUCAUGUACAUGGACACAACUUCUUCAUAGUUGGUAAGGGGUUUGGGAACUUUGAUGUCUCCAAGGAUCCAGCAAAGUACAACCUUGUUGAUCCUCCUGAGAGAAACACAGUAGCAGUACCAAGUGGAGGAUGGGCCGCGAUUCGGAUCAAGGCUGAUAAUCCAGGAGUGUGGUUCAUACAUUGUCAUCUUGAAGAACACACUUCCUGGGGUCUUGCCUCAGGCUUCAUAGUUCAAAAUGGUCAUGGACCAUCUGAAUCCUUGCUUCCUCCUCCCAAGGAUCUUCCCUCAUGUUGAUCAAGACAUCAAGUACUAUCAGUGUUGCUUCAACAAAAUUUUGUUACACCAAGAUUUAGGCUUAUAUCUGUAUAAUCACUCGGUUUGAACUCAAAUAUAGUUGAAUUUAAACUUCUUCAACCUAUC